UAGAAAUCUGAAAUCGACGGGCAAUUGCUGUGCUUCACAAAGAAUGAGGACUCCAACGGCAAAUUUUAUAAAAUAUUAAUGUUUGAGAAUUCUGAACGAGAAAACCGACCCGGUUCCCAUUUAAUAGUGAGCCCGGCCCAACUCGUGAAUCAGAGCCCUUCCCAUUUGCUAGGGUUUUAUGCAUAUCGUAUUUAUCUUCACCAUUCGACGCCCCAACGCCACUGUCACUCGUUGCCGUCUUCCAAACCCUAAAUAGAAGUGAAACGGGAAGAGAAAAAGAUCUCCGGCCAUGAGUAAGCUUCAGAGUGAGGCCCUUCGAGAAGCUAUCUCAGUAAUUACUACUGAUACCAAGGAGAAGAAUCGUAACUUUGUUGAGACAAUUGAGCUCCAGAUUGGGCUCAAAAACUAUGAUCCACAGAAGGAUAAACGUUUUAGUGGGUCAGUGAAGUUGCCCCACAUUCCUCGCCCCAAGAUGAAGAUUUGCAUGCUUGGGGAUGCUCAGCAUGUUGAGGAGGUAUGGCUGCAUUUCCUGUUAGCAAUGUUACAAAUAUCAACGAGCAAUAUGUUGGAGCACAUAUUAGUGAAAUAAAAAUGAAGAUACACA
Molecule: messenger RNA, 604 nt
Organism: Olea europaea var. sylvestris
Lineage: Eukaryota; Viridiplantae; Streptophyta; Magnoliopsida; Lamiales; Oleaceae
Product: 60S ribosomal protein L10a-1-like
Exons: 3
Coding region: 290-589 (99 amino acids)
Source: RefSeq, a predicted model, not a curated record